AUGGCCCGCAUUUUUGACAAUAUUUUUAUCAAAGUCAGAAAUGAUAAGAAAUUUAAAGAAGAUGAAAUCGUUCUGAGCAACCGAGACAACAACAACAAAGUUAUGGAUGUUGUUGCUGUCAAAAAACUUAUUCACAAGACAGGUGACAAUUUGUUUAACGGAAACGGCAACGCGCCGCCACCUACUCCGAAGAAGUCCAUACCAGUCAAAAAACCAUUCAAUGAUACGUUGAUUGAAGAUCAAAACAACUUGAAUGUUCUACCUUUCAUGGACUACGCAACAAGUGAACCGCCAUCUUUUCACUACAAUGACGCCCUUUUGAACCAACGACUCAUCAAACUCGCCACCGACAGCAACUAUCGAAGCAUAAGUUUCAGUCCACCUAGAACGAGCACAACAUCUGCAACAUAUUCACGGUCCUCAUCGCUACCAGUUGGAUCCCACAGGUGCAAUGGAGGGGACCACAAAAGAAACCAAGCAAACAAGAAAAUUGUUUCCUCAUACAUGGUUCAACGGAAUUUUAAAUAUUUUAAAUUUCAGCAAACAUCAGAUGGCAAAUUGACAUCAGCAUCGUCAUCGUUACCCACCAUGUGUCAUGCCAUAUCGCCAUCAGUUGCAGAGUGCAUUAGGUCUAUGUUUGCUGUAUUUUUGUGGAAAGAAGACAUCGUGCAAGAUGCCAUGGCGUGCGCUUCCUUCCUUAAAUUUCAUCCUUCUUUCACUAAGGAACACUGCUUAGACGGGAUAGAAUCUAAUAACUUGAAAACUGGCGAGACGAAAAAUAUCUUGUAUGAAGAUGAUCAGGUUUAUGGAGGAGGAGCAGAAGGCGUGGAAGAGUUGUCUAAUGAUGUUGACUCUGUUCUCACCGAAAAAUCUUCAUCUAAUGAGUCCAAUAUUAACAACAACAACAUUAAUGCUAUUUAUAUAAAUGUCACUAACAACAAUAACAACGACAACAGUAAUAAUAACAUAAUAUGUAGUAAUAGUAAUAAUAAUAAUAAUAACGAUGGCAUUGAUUUAAAUGCUGCAAAAACUUUUGUGAAAAUGUUAUCUCCGAAAUUGCCCACUUUGAAGCAUUUAGUAAAGAUUUGGCAGGAUAUUUCUAAAGCUACCCUAAAGAUGAUAGAAAAUUCUUCAUAUUUAUCGGCCAAAUCAAGUAACGAAAUUGACUUAAAUUACAAAUUACCAUCACCUGCUUCCAAAUCGUCAAAGCACAAUCUUCUCAAUGAAUCUAAGUCAUUAGACAAAAGUGAAAAGGAAAUAGCUUGUGAUCUGUGUGGAGUGGUUUGCAGUAAUCCCAUCACGUACCACAUGCGUCAGAAUCAUCCUGGUUGUGGCAAAUCUGCUGGAGGUCAAGGUUACAACAGUGGAGGUCUGUUUUGUGAGGGCUGGGCUGGAAACUGUGGAGAUGGAGGAUUGGGAACAAGUACUUGGUAUUUAAUUUGCGAGUCUUGUAGAUCAAGGUACCAAACCAACUGGCAAGCAAGCUCACAUUUGAACAAUAGCAAACAUAGUAAGCCCGUUUUUGAAUGCAAAAAGGAAUUUGCUUAUAUUAGUGAUUAUCACAAUGUUAUUAAGAAUAAUGCCACAUUCAUUAUGGAUUUUUUCAAUUACAACUCUUCGUCUUCAUUUAAUAAAUCUGAAGCAGAGGUAGAAAAUAUGACUUCACCUUAUCAAUUUCCACCUACUCCUUUCAGUUACAUAAAUUUGCAUGACAUGGCAACGACAGAAACAGAUUUGAGUAACCAAGAUAUAGUUACUGGAGAAUUUUCAUAUAGAAUUGGGAGAAAACCGAUGAACAGUUCUAUCACUACUCAAAUAUCGGCAACCAACCAUCAAUCUUCAUGUCGUUCCAGGCCAAAAUCAGUUUAUGGAGAGUACAAAUUUGAAGCUGGGAACAUGUCUGCCACGUCAUAUAACCUCAGCAAACACGCAAACUUAACUCCAGAUAAUCAAACUUUUCAACGCUUUCACAGAAGCAUUUCAGAAAUGGGACCAGCUAUUGGAAUGGGAAUCAAAAGUGUUGAAAGUUCUAGUUCAAAAAAUAUUUUGCUGAAGAAAACUUCAAGAGGUUUGUCACUUUUGAAUCAUCCGUCAUAUCAAAUGACUUGUCUUAUUCAGGCAACUGAGAAAGAAAUGCAAUCAAACAAAAUAUCAGUAAGCGAAUAUUUGAUGUGUCAACCAUUAAUGCAAUUUUGCACUCAAAUUCACGACUUGGAAUGUUUGAAAAAAGGCAUGAAGUUGGCCACGUGUAAAGUAGCAUGUCGUGUGCAUGCCUUACAAGCUUUCAAUUGGUUUUUUAGACAGGUUAGCGAAUUAUCCUCAAUACAUGAUCUUCUCUGGCAUUUUGUUUCUACUUUGGCUUUGUACUCCGAUGAAGAUAAGGAUUGUUUGUCCAGAAUGAAAUAUCUCAACAAAGAAACAGAUAGUGAUUGCAAUGAAAUUAUUUGUCAGCAUCCUUUAACUGAUGUCGUUUUUGUUAAAACUCAUUCGAAUUUGAUUUUAGAUAGCUUUUAUUCUUUUCUUCAAAGUUUGUCAGAUGUGAUGAUGUUAAUACCCCAUGGCAGUCCUGUUCAGUUGAUGGCUAUAAGAAGUUGGUUUUUUAAAUUCGAACCCAUAGAUCAUGACUUUUUGCAUCAAUGCAACGUUUUUAAUAGCAUAAGUAAAAUUCUUUCUAAUUCGGAAGUGGUGCAUAAAAGUUUAUUAAAUACAUCUUGUGCGCCGUUUAAUUACAUUACCCAGUUAAAGGAUAUAACAUCCUUUGCUGAAAUAAUCACUUCAAGUCAUCCACAGAUGGUUGUAAGUUUAACUGAUCAAUGUACAGAAACAUUUUGGGAAAGUGGUGAUGAAGAUCGAAACAAAUCCAAACUGAUUACACUAUCACUUUCAAAAGAUCAGAACCCCAUGCUCCUUUGCAUACACAUCGAUAAUGUUAGAGACUUAAACAAUAAAGUAACCAGUGUUGUCGUUAGUUCGGGCACAAACCAAGAAGAUCUUUAUGUUGAUAAACACGUUGAAAUCGAACUUCGAUUUGCUGGCUGGAUUAGCGUUUGGUUCACAAAAGAGUCAACAAAUUUUAUUAAAUUAGAAUUGAAAGGUCCAGAUAAUAGCUUGAGGGUGAGACAGAUUAAGUUGUUGGAAUGCCCCUUUUAUAAGCAUUUCAUUGAGUUACCGUCUGGUAUUUUCAAUGAAGUUUUGCAAUACGCACUUUGCGAAAAAGAAACCUUGAAUGUUUUUAAAUUUCUUACAUCACAAGUUUUUGGAUCGUUGGUUACUUCUGAAGAGUUAGUAACAUCAGAAGAGCAUAGUUCAAAUAACACAGCAAAUCUCAAAGAGCACAUGGUCGGUAUAUUGUUUAGUCAGCGCAAAUUGACAAAUAUGCAAAAACAGGUUUGCACGUACAUGCUUCAGGCAAUUCAAAAAGAAACGGUCGACGUUUAUAACAAGUGGAAUAAUUUGCAAGAUAAAUGCGUAAAUGCUAAAGAACAUUCAGAUAAAUAUUGUUUUGAAUUGCUUUCAUUGCUAAUGGCUCUAACUGGAUCUAAAGUUGGAUGCUUAUUUGUAGCCCAACAGAACAGUUUAUUAAAAGACCUUUUAACUCUUUUACACACAUCUACAGCCAGGGUUCAAAGGCAGGUGGUACUGUUGUUAAGGCGUUUGUUAGUGUACGUCGAUCCAAUAAAAUUUUCUGAAAUCCUAGGACUUAAUUUUGAAAACGAUGUCGAAGAAGAUGCAGUAGGAAUACUGGAUAUAUUUUUAUCAUGUAUAGCUAAAAGUAUAACCAUUCAAAUAAAACAAUCGAAAACUGCUGGUGCGUCAUCGGCGGAUACAUGUACACUAGCAGACAAUCGACUACAUAAACUGAAUUUGAAAUGUUGGUGGCUUAAAGGUUCUUCAUCUGUUCAAUUAGCUGAAUUGAUUAUUAGUUUCUUAACAGAUUUGUCUGAAGGGAAAAUAACAAAAUUUUGGUCAUCAGUUACAAAAUCCGCUAUCCGUGACAAUAUUUUGAAAUUGUCGAGACUGCAUGAUGAAAGACGAUAUCCAAAUGCUUGUGUCCAGACAAUUUGUUUUUGGAUGACACUCGCUUCUCUGUGCAUAUUAAAUAAAGACGAUGCUGAAAAGUUAUCUACCUCAACAGACGCUAAAGUUGGUUCCGAAAAAACAAAAAAUAUUUCCUGUGAAAAUCACGACGACGGUGAAACAUAUGCCAUAAUGAAUUGCUCUAUCUGCGGAAACUUGUGCUCUGAAUGCAAUCGUGUGUUACAUUUAAGUAAGAAAACUAAAGAUCAUCAACGACAGAUCUUCAAAGAAGAGCGGGAAUCGAUCAAAGUUGAUUGUCACGAAAUUUGUGGUCGAAUAAAAUUGUUUUGGCUACUAGCUUUGGUGGACACAAAAAAUUUAAAAGCCAUCAUAGAAUUUCGAGGUAUCGAUAAUCACAACAUAUCUUCAGAUAGCUUAAAUCUUGUUUUCACGAAAAAAAAUGAAUUCUGCCGAUUUUGUGGUUCACCUUGCGAGAACGGGAUAGAAGAUAAAAUAGCUGGCAUGUCUUGUAAUCAACCAGAUUGCAUGAAUUUAUAUUCCAAAGCAUGUAUUAAAGUUUUAAGUUGUGGUCACAUGUGUGGAGGCAUUAAAAAUGAAGAAAAAUGUUUGCCCUGUUUGUAUGGGUGUAAAAGUUCUGACACUUCAAUAUCUUUAAAACAGGAUGCGGAUGAUAUGUGCAUGAUUUGUUUCUCAGAUGCUCUUUCUAGAGCUCCAGCCAUUCAACUUUCUUGCGGUCAUGUUUUUCACUUGCCCUGCUGUGAAAAAGUGUUAGUCUCUAAAUGGCCUGGACCAAGAAUAACAUUCAAUUUUUUUCUGUGUCCUAUUUGUAAAACGGAAAUGAAUCAUCCAGCGUUGAACGAGUUAUUGACGCCCAUCAAAAACCGUUACGAAGACGUGAGACGGAAAGCAUUGAUGCGACUGGAAUAUGAAGGACUGCAUUGUAGCAACUCUAUAGUCGCUCAAGGAUCGGCUUAUUUCAACGACCCGGCCGGAUACGCGUUGAAUCGAUAUGCAUACUACGUAUGCUCGAAAUGUGACAAAGCAUACUACGGAGGUGAGGCUAGAUGUGAAGAACAAGUCGUCGGUGGUGCUAAUGGUUUUGAAGACUAUGACGCUUCCGAAUUGGUAUGUGGUGCCUGUUCUGAUGUUUCGAGAGCCCAAAUAUGUCCGAAACAUGGAGCAGAUUUUUUGGAAUACAAGUGUCGUUACUGCUGUUCGGUUGCUGUAUUUUUUUGUUUUGGGACAACUCAUUUCUGUAACGUAUGUCACGAUGAUUUCCAGCGUAUUACGUCAAUUUCUGUUAACGAGUUGCCUCACUGUCCGGCUGGUUCGAAAGCCAGGCAGUUGGAAGGCAACCAAUGUCCAUUAAAUAUCAUCCAUCCUGCAACGGGCACUGAAUUUGCUCUAGGCUGCGGCAUUUGUCGAAACGCGCAUACAUUUUAAUGAGGGAUGAUGCUUUCAAAUUAAUUUUUUUACAUAAGUUUUAUAUUUAUAAUAUCAUUCGUUGUCAUGUUUCAGAUAUUAAAAACGUGUAACCUUGGUAGCUAUUAAUAUUAACUGAACUUUUUUAAUAAACAUUCUUUUGUUCUUAUUCCCGUUAUUUCUCAAGAUAUUAUUUAUUUUAUUAAAAUGCUGUCAUUGUAACAAUUGUACUCUUUUACAAAAUUUUUUAUAAAAUGUAUUGAUCACCAAAGCAUUUUGUUUUACUUAAUAUUUGUUUGUAUAAUUUCUAUUAUAAUUGAACUGACAUUUUACAAUUCAAAUUGUUCGGACUAGAUGUUAUUGCGACAUUUAUAUCAAAUUUUUCUUUACAUUCACAGUAUCUGUUUGAUAUUAUUUGUUGCUUUUUAAUUUUUUUAAAACAGUGAAUUUUGUCUUGUAUUUUUUUUCAUAUUGUUUGCUCCAUAUGGUGUUUUUAAAUAUUGUUUUAAUCGUUCUUACGUUAUGAUAAAUUUAUUUUUGGUUUUUUUGCAGUCUCUAGGCAAUGCUUUCAAAAUUUUUAUCGAAUCAAUUGAUUUUAUUGUUUUUUUUUAAAUUAUUGUAUUUGUAAUCAUUAUUAAAAUUAUGUAAAAUU
Molecule: messenger RNA, 6112 nt
Organism: Helobdella robusta
Lineage: Eukaryota; Metazoa; Annelida; Clitellata; Rhynchobdellida; Glossiphoniidae
Exons: 8
Coding region: 1-5481 (1826 amino acids)
Cellular component (GO): nucleus
Source: RefSeq, a predicted model, not a curated record